Messenger RNA from Effrenium voratum, 314 nucleotides. The record is from the annotation of a GenBank genome assembly. NCBI's taxonomy places the organism in Eukaryota, Dinophyceae, Suessiales, Symbiodiniaceae.
AUGCUUUGUCAGAUCUUCACGGUCAAGUCGGAGACCCACUUCGGGCAGACCACCAAGAUCAUUGGCAGCGACCCAACGCCACCCUGGCAAAGGAUGGGCGGCUGGUGCGUCGAUAAGGCCAUGCCGCUUACAACAGACGCUUCAACAUACCCACUGUGGGUGGGUGAAGCGGAGCUGGACAUCACGGAGGGACAAUCGCUCGAGUACAAGUUUGUGAAGGUUCAGCCCGACGGCAAUGUGGUGUGGGAGCCAGGGAACAACCGUCUCCUGCGCUUCGACAAUGGCGAGAUGUUCAGCGCCGUGGGGCCGGUGGG